ACAUCCACCGGCGCUUCUUCCAUAGGCGGAGUGGUGUGUACAGACGAAGGGAGUACUGCGGCAGUCGACUGAGUCGCGGAAGGACAUCUUAUCCUGAAAAAGGAAGCAGUGCGGCUUCAGUUUAGCCGGUCUUUUACCGCAAGUAUCAGAGAGCAAGGAAGGACCCGCAUCCUCGCGUGAUGCUCCGCUUGAGACUGCAACAUUUCAUUUGAAAGACAUUUCAGUUGGGGGAAAAGUGUGUUACCUUUUGGAGGCUUUACAUUUUGAUAUAAUUCAACCGGAGAGGCUGACACCUCUCAAGCUUUGCAUCACCUGAGAGAAGACAGACUGCGCCACCAUGGGGUAUGGCCGGUCAGACAGUUACCGCGUGGCAACCACGCAGGAUAAAGACAAGGGGUCCCCCAAGAAGAAGAAGGGGAAGGACCUUGAUGAGCUGAAGAAGGAAGUACCACUGACGGAACACAAGAUGUCCAUAGAGGAGGUAUGCAGGAAGUACCAGACUGACAUUGUCCAGGGUCUGACCAAUGCCAAGGCGGCAGAGUAUUUGAUCCGGGACGGCCCUAACACCCUCACCCCUCCCCCCACCACCCCCGAGUGGGUCAAGUUCUGUCGCCAGCUGUUCGGCGGCUUCUCCAUCCUGCUGUGGACUGGCGCCAUCCUGUGUUUCCUGGCGUACGCCAUCCAGGCUGCCACGGAGGACGAGCCUGCGGGAGACAACUUGUACCUGGGCAUCGUGCUGUCAGCCGUGGUCAUCAUCACCGGCUGCUUCUCCUACUUUCAGGAGGCCAAGAGCUCCAAAAUCAUGGAGUCCUUCAAGAACAUGGUGCCACAGCAAGCCCUUGUGAUCCGCGAGGGGGAGAAGAUGCAGAUCAACGCUGAGGAGGUUGUGGGCGGAGAUCUGAUCGAGGUGAAGGGAGGAGACCGAAUCCCUGCUGACAUCAGGGUCGUCUCCGCGCACGGCUGCAAGGUUGACAACUCCUCUCUGACUGGCGAAUCAGAGCCUCAGAGCAGGUCACCUGACUGUACCCAUGACAACCCCCUGGAAACCCGCAACGUUGCUUUCUUCUCCACCAACUGCGUGGAAGGCACGGCUCGUGGAAUUGUGGUGGGCACCGGAGAUCGUACCGUCAUGGGCCGCAUCGCCACCCUCACCUCCGGCCUUGAGUCGGGCAAGACACCCAUCGCCAAGGAGAUCGAGCACUUCAUCCACCUGAUCACGGGCGUGGCCGUGUUCCUGGGCCUCACCUUCUUCGUGCUGGCCGUCAUCCUGGGCUACAGCUGGCUGGAGGCCGUCAUCUUCCUCAUCGGCAUCAUCGUGGCCAACGUGCCCGAGGGGCUGCUGGCUACCGUCACUGUGUGUUUGACCCUGACCGCCAAGCGCAUGGCCAAGAAGAACUGCCUGGUGAAGAACCUGGAAGCUGUGGAGACCCUGGGCUCCACCUCCACCAUCUGCUCCGACAAGACAGGCACCCUGACCCAGAACAGGAUGACCGUGGCCCACAUGUGGUUCGACAACCAGAUCCACGAGGCCGACACCACAGAGGACCAGUCUGGUGCCUCCUUCGACAAGAGCUCCGUGACCUGGGUGUCCCUGGCCCGCGUGGCCGCCCUGUGCAACCGCGCCCAGUUCAAAGCCGGCCAGGACCAGCUGCCCAUCCUGAAGAGGGACGUGGCGGGCGACGCCUCCGAGUCGGCCCUGCUCAAGUGCAUCGAGCUGUCCUGCGGCUCCGUCAGGACCAUGAGGGACAAGAACAAGAAGGUGGCCGAGAUCCCCUUCAACUCCACCAACAAGUACCAGCUCUCUGUGCACGAGACCGAGGACCUCAAUGACAACCGCUACCUGCUGGUGAUGAAGGGCGCCCCGGAGAGGAUCCUGGACCGCUGCUCCACCAUCAUGCUGCAGGGCAAGGAGCAGCCCAUGGACGAGGAGCUGAAGGAGGCCUUCCAGAACGCCUACAUGGAGCUGGGAGGACUGGGAGAGCGAGUGCUGGGCUUCUGCCACCUGCUCAUGCCAGAGGACCAGUACCCCAAGGGCUUCGCCUACGACUGUGACGACGUCAACUUCCAGACGGACAACCUGUGCUUCGUGGGUCUCAUGUCCAUGAUCGACCCUCCCCGUGCCGCAGUGCCUGACGCCGUGGGAAAAUGUCGCUCGGCUGGCAUCAAGGUCAUCAUGGUCACCGGGGAUCACCCAAUCACAGCCAAGGCCAUCGCCAAGGGAGUGGGCAUCAUCUCCGAGGGCAACGAGACGGUCGAGGACAUCGCUGCUCGUCUGAACAUUCCUGUCAGCCAGGUCAACCCCAGGGAUGCCAAGGCGUGUGUGAUCCACGGUACGGACCUGAAGGACCUGAGCCAGGACCAGAACGACAUCCUGAGGAACCACACUGAGAUCGUGUUCGCCAGGACCUCCCCCCAGCAGAAACUCAUCAUCGUAGAGGGCUGUCAGAGACAGGGCGCCAUUGUGGCUGUGACAGGCGACGGCGUCAAUGACUCUCCCGCUCUAAAGAAGGCCGACAUCGGCGUCGCCAUGGGGAUCUCGGGCUCCGACGUAUCCAAGCAGGCGGCCGACAUGAUCCUGCUGGACGACAACUUUGCCUCCAUCGUCACUGGCGUGGAAGAGGGUCGUCUGAUCUUCGACAACCUGAAGAAGUCCAUCGCCUACACCCUGACCAGCAACAUCCCUGAGAUCACCCCCUUCCUGUUCUUCAUCAUCGUCAACAUCCCCCUGCCCCUGGGCACCAUCACCAUCCUCUGCAUCGACCUGGGAACCGACAUGGUGCCAGCCAUCUCCCUGGCGUACGAGUCAGCCGAGAGUGACAUCAUGAAGCGCCAGCCCAGAAACCCUGCCAGGGACAAGCUGGUGAACGAGAGGCUCAUCAGCAUCGCCUACGGACAGAUCGGUAUGAUCCAGGCUCUGGGAGGGUUCUUCUCCUACUUUGUGAUCCUGGCUGAGAACGGCUUCCUGCCUUCUAUCCUGGUGGGCAUCAGGCUCAACUGGGACGACCGCGCCUGCAACGACCUGGAGGACAGCUACGGACAACAAUGGACAUACGAACAGAGAAAGAUCGUGGAGUUCACCUGCCACACAGCCUUCUUCGUCAGCAUCGUGGUGGUGCAGUGGGCCGAUGUCAUUGUCUGCAAGACCAGGCGUAACUCUGUCUUCCAGCAGGGCAUGAGGAAUAAGAUCUUGAUCUUUGGCCUGUUUGAGGAGACGGCACUGGCUGCUUUCCUGUCCUACUGCCCCGGCAUGGACGUGGCACUCAGAAUGUACCCACUAAAGCCUAGCUGGUGGUUCUGUGCGUUCCCCUACAGUUUCCUCAUCUUUGUGUAUGACGAGGUCCGAAAACUGCUCCUCCGCCGGAAUCCAGGAGGUUGGGUGGAAAAGGAGACAUACUAUUGAUCGAUGGAAAGCUUCUUUACUCAAACCCCUACAUCAUCCAUUUAUUUCUCCCCUGCCCACUCCCCCCCCCACCCACCCCUUCACUCCAUCCUGGCAGAACGUACCUUCAGAUGCCCCCUGCGCCCUCUUAAAAGACGACAACCGCUUCCAAGCAAUUUUCAUCUCGACUGCCCCAAAGAUUAAAAGCAGCAAAAACCCCUUUCCCACUUUCUACCAUGAACCACCUCCCCCCCACCCUCCCCCACCGCCCUCCCCCCACACCCUCCCCAUCCCUUAUGAUACUCUUUGCAUGUGUUCUCUCACUGCUGUGUACAUAAACCAAUAUAUCUACCAAAACGGCAGCUGCAUAUUGUGUAUGUAGAUUUGAAUGGGCUAAGAUGCAACGGGAGUGUCUACGCUCUGCAACCAAGGGCCAUCCUGCUCCCUCUCCUUCCACACACCCCGCCACCCCCCUCCUACCUCCGUUCCUCCCCCCCCUCCCCGUGCCCCGUCGCUUGUCCUUCAACCACACACAGUUAUAAAGAUCAUGAGCGAGAUUCCUUUGCCCCCCCCCCCAUCCCCCCCCCUCCCCUCAGUCGAACCUGAGCGCCACCUCGCCACUUCGCCACCUCGCUGUCUGCAGGGGAAGAGCAGAACGGCUCUCUCUCCGUCUCUCGUUCUCUCUGUCUCUCUCUCACUCCGUCCAUCUCCGUUCUCUCUUCAUUUCUUCACAGUGUUGUUUUUUAAUAUGUGGGAUUGGGAGGGUCGAUUUUUGGUUUUACUCGUUUUUUUAUUUCUGUAACAGGAGGGGGAGUUUGUGUGAGAGCUGCUUCCUUCAUUUAGGGUCAAACGAAGCACAUCCCAUAGUGUCCCAGUGCUCCUCCCCUCCCCAAACCAGUCUCUCUCACUUUCUCACACUCCUCCCCUUCCCUCUGCCCUGUUUGUCUCUGUUUGUGUGCACUGUGUGAACCAUUGUCCUUGUUACCUACUACAGUACACUUCCCAGUUGGAAAAAUACAGUCUUAACAAUCUUUCUGUGUGUUCUAGAAGAAAAAAAAAAUACAAUAUUAUUCUAUACAGAUUUAAAGAAAUAAAAAUAAACACAUGUUGGAAAUAAACAGCUCUAAAAGAGGCAUUGGUGAAAAAGAGCUUCCACAUUGCCGUGACUGAAGACGAGGGGGGUUCUCUCUCCCUCUCUCUUUCCUUUCUCUUUUUCAUUUGGUUUUGAUUCCGUUUUUUUUUUGGCUCGGGUUUCCAGUAAGUCGACAUAACUACAAAAUCAAAAGCAAACGGGAGUUUGGUUGUGUUUUUAUUAAGAAGCGUGAGACCGAAACCACAACGCUCCUUGUUCAUAGUCCCUACUGUUGAUGUUGCCAGGGUGACGCGGCGCGGCAUGGGUUGGGGUGUGAUGUUGCUCAAUCCCAUCUUCCCAGGGUCUGGGUCCAGGUUCCUGGUCCCGGCCCGAGGUCUCGCGUUCUGUGUGAAUGUUUGUGUUGGAGACCAGCUGAGGGACGGAAGGGCGGCCUCAGGUGGGGGACGACUCUGUGGGCUGUGGGGGUAGAGACUAAAGAAAAACGAGAAAACAAAA
This is a messenger RNA of Osmerus eperlanus (European smelt), 4967 nucleotides long. It is a transcript of the gene atp1a3b, whose product is annotated as ATPase Na+/K+ transporting subunit alpha 3b. NCBI's taxonomy places the organism in Eukaryota, Metazoa, Chordata, Actinopteri, Osmeriformes, Osmeridae. The record is from RefSeq and is a predicted model, not a curated record. Gene Ontology annotation, cellular component: plasma membrane. Gene Ontology annotation, biological process: sodium ion export across plasma membrane; proton transmembrane transport; potassium ion import across plasma membrane. Gene Ontology annotation, molecular function: P-type sodium:potassium-exchanging transporter activity; ATP binding; ATP hydrolysis activity.